Polychytrium aggregatum is the source of this 1386-nucleotide messenger RNA. Its product is annotated as tubulin beta-4 chain. Gene Ontology annotation, molecular function: structural constituent of cytoskeleton; GTP binding; GTPase activity. Gene Ontology annotation, biological process: mitotic cell cycle; microtubule cytoskeleton organization. The transcript has 5 exons. The record is from RefSeq and is a predicted model, not a curated record. The coding region runs from base 1 to 1386 and encodes 461 amino acids. Gene Ontology annotation, cellular component: cytoplasm; microtubule. Lineage: Eukaryota; Fungi; Chytridiomycota; Chytridiomycetes; Polychytriales.
AUGCGUGGAAUCAUCAACGUUCAAACAGGCCAGUGUGGCAACCAGAUCGGUUCCAAGUUCUGGGAAAUCAUCAGCGAGGAGCACGGCCUUGAUCCAACCGGCAAGUACGUCGGCGAACGCGAUGUUCAGCUGGAGCGAGUCGAUGUGUACUUUAAUGAAGUCCCGGGUCCGAAAUACGUUCCAAGGUCUGUGAUGGUUGACCUGGAGCCCGGAACCAUGGAUGCCGUGCGUUCGGGUCCCUACGGCGACCUCUUCCGCCCAGACAACUUCAUCUUUGGACAGUCCGGUGCCGGCAACAACUGGGCCAAGGGCUACUACACCGAAGGCGCCGAGCUGGUCGAGAAUGUUCUCGAGGUCAUCCGCAAGGAGGCAGAGCACGUCGAUGCCCUGCAAGGCUUCCAGAUGACACACUCGCUUGGCGGCGGAACCGGAAGCGGCAUGGGAUCGCUGCUUGUCUCCAAGAUUCGCGAAGAGUACCCCGACCGCAUGAUGUGCACCUUCUCCGUCAUGCCCUCGGCCAAGGUCAGCGACACCGUCGUCGAGCCAUACAACGCCACGCUUUCGAUCCACCAGCUAGUCGAGAACAGCGACGAGACCUUCUGCAUCGACAACGAAGCCCUCUACGACAUUUGCUUCCGCACCCUGAAGUUGACCAACCCGUCGUACGGCGACCUGAACCACCUCGUGUCCUCGGUCAUGUCCGGCAUCACGACAUGUCUGCGAUUCCCGGGCCAACUCAACGCCGACCUUCGCAAGCUGGCCGUCAACAUGAUUCCGUUCCCGCGCCUCCACUUCUUCAUGGUCGGAUUUGCGCCUCUGACGGCAAGGGGCUCUCAGGACUACCGCCAACUGACGGUGCAGGAACUCACCACUCAGAUGUUCGACGGCCGCAACAUGAUGGCGGCUUGCGACCCCAAGCACGGGCGCUAUCUGACCGUCGCCGCCAUCUUCCGAGGCCGGCUGUCGAUGAAUGAUGUCGAGCAGCACAUGAUGAGCAUGCAGAUCAAAAACUCGAGCUACUUUGUCGAGUGGAUUCCCAGCAACGUCAAGACCGCAGUUUGCGACAUCGCUCCAAAGGGCCUCCGAAUGGCCUCGACCUUUAUCGGCAACUCGACUGCGAUCCAGGAGCUCUUCAAGCGUGUCCAGGUCCAGUUCGCAUCCAUGUACCGCCGCAAAGCCUUCCUCCACUGGUACACCGGCGAGGGCAUGGACGAGAUGGAGUUCACCGAGGCCGAGUCCAACAUGGCCGAUCUCAUCUCCGAGUACCAGCAGUACCAGGAUGCCGAAGCCGAUCUGAAGGAGGAGAAACCAAAGAUCAGCGUCUCCAAUAGGGCCGCGGCCUCGCCCAGCACCGCCGUUGCUGCCUCGGGUGUCAGCGAUUGGUAA